Triticum turgidum subsp. durum (durum wheat) is the source of this 414-nucleotide messenger RNA. The record is from the annotation of a GenBank genome assembly. NCBI's taxonomy places the organism in Eukaryota, Viridiplantae, Streptophyta, Magnoliopsida, Poales, Poaceae.
AUGGCCAUGGAACGAUCGAUUUGUCAAUCGGAUUCGCUUGGCCGUCGCCUAGCAUCAGGCUCGGGGACUAUGGUGCAGCCAAGGAUGACUUGCCGAUCGAAUAAUGAUACAUCAUCGUCAUAUACAUUGAUCGAUCGGCGAGUUGUUCUUGGCUACGUCUUAGCUCCUGCUCCUCAUGUCAGGCCGGCCUGCGGUUGUGACGCUUCUCGCCAUGGUGAUUCCAAGCAUGCUGCAUCAGGUGGAUACAAAGCAUGGAUAGACAUUCUCCGUUUAAAAAUUAAGGGAGCCAUGGUCUCGUCUGCCCAGCCCAACCGGACGGCUGUAGCGGAUGAGCAGGCGUUCGUUGGAACUUGGAAGCCAUGGGAUGUCAAGAAUUCCUGGACGUGGGUUCGGAGGUCCUACAGCUUCAUUUGA